CCCGGGAGGGGAGGGAAUGGAGCCGGCCAGCGGGAGCGCGCUCCUCAACCCGCGGGCCGCGCAUGCGUCGGCAGUGAUGGUGGGCGAGUGGAACCCAUGAGGGAGCGAAGCCGGGGAGGGGGAAACGAGAGAGCGACGCACGGAGCGAGCGAGAGCGAACACGAGCGGGAGACAUGGCCGGGGUGUUCGACAUCGACUUGGAUCCCGAGUACCAGCAGGAAGAAGCCGUUUCGGACGAGGAGCUGGAAGGGAUUCAGUACAGUGACUGCAUGGAGCAUGGUGUUCCCUUUGAACUGGAUAUGGAGCACUGUGAAAAGUUUGAAAUCUCUGAAAAUAAUGUGAAUCGAGGUCCAGAAAAGAUCCGACCAGAAUGCUUUGAGCUUCUGCGUGUACUGGGCAAAGGUGGUUAUGGGAAGGUUUUCCAAGUCCGAAAAGUAUCAGGAGCGUACACUGGAAAGAUAUUUGCUAUGAAAGUGCUAAAGAAGGCAAUGAUCGUUCGUAAUGCAAAAGACACUGCGCAUACUAAAGCAGAGCGCAGUAUCUUAGAGGACGUGAAGCAUCCGUUCAUUGUGGAUUUGAUGUAUGCUUUCCAGACUGGGGGUAAACUCUACCUCAUCCUUGAGUAUCUCAGUGGUGGAGAGCUCUUUAUGCAGCUAGAAAGGGAAGGAAUCUUCAUGGAAGAUACUGCUUGUUUUUAUUUAGCGGAAAUAUCAAUGGCUUUGGGGCACUUGCAUCAGAAGGGUAUUAUCUACAGAGACUUGAAGCCAGAAAACAUCAUGCUGAAUCGUCAAGGGCACGUUAAACUGACAGAUUUUGGACUAUGUAAAGAAUCUAUUCAUGAUGGUGCAGUGACCCACACGUUUUGUGGCACAAUUGAGUACAUGGCGCCUGAAAUUUUAAUGAGAAGUGGACACAAUCGAGCUGUGGACUGGUGGAGUUUAGGAGCCCUAAUGUAUGACAUGCUGACUGGAGCACCACCAUUCACUGGAGAGAACAGGAAGAAGACAAUUGACAAGAUCUUGAAGUGUAAACUCAAUUUGCCACCCUACCUCACGCAGGAAGCCAGAGAUCUUCUUAAAAAGCUGCUAAAAAGGAAUGCUGCUUCACGCCUUGGAGCUGGAGUUGGGGAUGCAGCAGAUGUCCAGGCUCAUCCUUUCUUCAGACACACAAACUGGGAGGAUCUACUUGCUCGGAGAGUUGAGCCACCUUUCAAGCCAUUUCUGCAAUCAGAUGAUGAUGUUAGCCAGUUUGAUUCAAAGUUCACACGACAGACACCUGUUGACAGCCCUGAUGACUCAACCCUCAGCGAAAGUGCCAAUCAGGUCUUCCUGGGAUUCACAUAUGUGGCUCCAUCAGUACUGGAAAGCGUCAAAGAAAAAUUCUCAUUUGAGCCAAAAAUCCGUUCACCUCGCAGAUUUAUUGGCAGCCCUAGGACUCCAGUCAGCCCAGUGAAGUUUUCAUCUGCUGACUGCUGGGGCCGGGGUGCUAACAUGGAACCACCCAGAGAACGUGGAUCUUCAGACUACCCAAUGGAUGUUGGUGUGGAACAGAUGGACGUAACAGUGAGUGGAGAGGCAUCUGCUCCACUGCCAAUCCGACACCCUAUGGGCGUGAGCUCUGUGCCUUUCAAAAAGCAAACGUAUCCAGUGCCCCCAAAUAGACCCGCACAUCUGCGUAUGAACCUAUGACAACAGGUGAAUGGAGAAGGAAGGAAAAAGUUCGAUGCAAGACUGCGCUUGUGCAAGUGCUGACCAAGUACAAAUGAGAGUAUUUUUGGGAGGAUGCUAAGCCUCCCCAUCUUUCUCUCUCCACAAUACCCCCAAACCCCUUUUCAAAAACAACCAUGGAACUCUUGGUUCAGGAUAUUACUCAAUGAAACUUAUGCAUCACUGAUGGAAGAAAAAGGAGAUUUAAAAUAAUUGGUGGGGUGAUGAACAUUUUUGUGAGACGCAUGUACUGCAUCAGUUUAGGGGCAUUAACGUCCCACGCAGCAUUUCUCCUCCUUGAGGUUCUGCACUAGACGUUAACUGAAAAGUCCCGUGGCUCAUCAUCAUUAAUGGUGUUGAAGAAAUCUUUCUGCUUAGGUGCCUGAUGAACAGUAUUAUUAACGGCAGAGUUGUUGCACGGCUUUGCCUGAAUCUCUCAAUCAAAUUGCAGCUUAUGUCUGGAGGGGAGGGUAGGGUAGGGGAGGGUGCAGAAAAUGCUGGGUGUGUCUGCACCCGGGAUAGGAAAGAUUGCACAUUGGGUUCUGAUAACGUUAUGACAAAGUCUCAGACACUCAAUCCUGUAUUGUAACACAUUGAAACCCACGUAAAUACAGUUUAUGGAAAGAGAUCAUGGAUUAAAAAAAAAAAAUCUAUAUACACGCUGUAAUGCGUACAAUGGUGAUAGAAUUGUAUUAACUCUUUGGUACAUGCAAGUCUUAAAAACUUAAGUUUGCUUUGUGUAGACUUAAUGUUUGAACAGGUUUAAAGUUUACCACAUUAUCUGCCUUUUUGCUACUGCAACUAUACUCUCUUAGAGUUGUCUAUAAUCACAGUACAGGUGGAAAUCUAUCUUGUUCUUUUCUAGAAAGAGUUGUACCAUCUCCCAAGAGUGUACCAGCAUGUUGGUGCACCAUUUGUGCAGCAAGCACUUUAAAAUCUAGCCUAUCUGCAUUUCUGGAUCAUUGAAUUUCUAGUUUAAAUCCUUUCUAUACCCUUUAAAUUUCAUUAUUCUCUGUUUCUCUUUCGAACUAUGUUUUUAUGCUGGCAUCCAUGCCACAUACCUCAAUAGCAUAACAGACCCCAAAGUUGAGGUAAGGCAGGGAUGGGAAAUGAAGAUAUUCAUUUAGACUCGAACCAAGUCUUCCCUUCCUGCAUUCAAGCCCUUCUGAAGAGCCUGAAAUUCAGUGGUACCUCCCAUGUAUAAGCCGUGGUUCUGAGCAGAAUACUAUAUAUUAAGAUCUCCCAAAAAAAACUUUCCACAGCUAUAGUACUCAACUGACAUUUGUUCUGAUUAUGUCGUUGCUGUGUUGUAGAUUUUCAGGUCUGAUUUGUGUGAAAUGUAGUGUGUGCUGAAAUGUUUUUAUUUGCAAGCUGCUUUUCCUGUAUCUGUCUCUGCUACUGAAAUCAGUUGAGCCAUAGGAUACAAGCCAUAAAUGUCUUUAUGCACGGAAAGGUAGUCUGGCAUGCCAUAAGCCUUUUUGAGUACAAACCAAUAUGAAAGCUUAGAUUUAAACUUAAAAGCUGUUAUGUAUGCAGACUUGCAUAUAGAGACCUGAAAAUGCAGUUCAGAUGCCAUUCAUUUCAGUGACAUUUAUCCUUGGUUAAAUUCAUAAAUAUUUCUCUCCCAUUUCUUGUCCUUUGGCUCAGAGCACAGUGAUCUCAUUAAUUUCAGCCACUUGAACUUACCUUUUGCUGAAGAAAAUUCACGAUUUAAUCGUUAAGAGCUCCAUUUCAUCUUACCCUCACCCAUUGUUGUGAUUAUAUUGGUAUCAAUAUUUGCUUUUGGGCGUUAAUUUACAUGUCUCACUUGAACACUUUUCCUGUUUUACUGAAGUAGAAAAUCAUGGUAAAUGAAGUUCUGGUUGUGAGGAUCGUACAUGGACCUGUAACUUAGGAACUGGGGCCAUUAAUUGGAGAGAAGGAAUUGCUUCUUCAAAGUAUCUAAUGCUAAAAUUCAAAUUUAUUUAGGAGGUUAAUUGCUAGUUUUGCUUUUUCAUUUCUUCUCCCCGACAAUAAUUCCAUUGUGAUUUCAAUAACGUAAAGCCAUAUUGGCCUGUUCUGUUUAUCAGCAAAAUCUUCGACUGAGAAAUCUGAUCUUGGUCUGGAAGAACAUGGAAAAAUGUUUGAGUCAUGUAGUACAAUAGGAGCAUCAUUUUAAAUUCUCCGUAAUGUUGGCUGUGAAGAGAUUUAUAUUCUAAUACUGAACUUGGAUUGAUCAGCCUCCGAUCGUAAUUAUUGUAGUUUACUACAAAUGGCUCAAGAUUCAAUACCAGUUAUUGAAACUUAAUGAUUUAUUGUGCAUAUGAUUCUCUGAGCAUGUUACAUAUUCAAUCACCUAUCCUGGAACUGUCCACGUGACUCAGAAGAUGCUAUGUACUGAACUAACAUGACUAUAUCAAUGGCAACCUUGGAGUUGCGUGUAUUUGUCCAAUUUGUCAUAAGAAAUGCUACAUUUCAUUUUUACAGUUUCUCAGGCCUAUGUUCCACUAAAUCCUCCCUCCUUUGUCUGUAUGAAAAUGGCCAUGUUCCUAAUCUGUGCAGCUGACCAUAUAUCCAUUUACCAUAAAAGUCAUUUGAUGUAAUUUGUAAGAUAUCGUUCAGUCUUGACUGAGCUAAAAGUAACUGUGGCAGCAUUUGUUUUAUUUUCUGUUGAGCUAGUUUGAAAUGUUAAGUUCUAGAAAUGCCUAAACCUGCCUCCUGGCCAUGCUGCUGUAUGGUUAGCUGAAAUAUGAGUGGCCUUUUGCUCAGAUUCUCGCAUCAAGCUUCUCUAGGUGACAUGGUUGAGAUUGGAAUUUUUUAAUUACAAAGAGGUUUGUGGCGUGAACUUGUGUUCCAUCACUGCUGCAGCACAAGAGGCUGCCAACAAGCUCUAUACCAGACGGAGAUUGAAUAUCAGCUUGUAUGUGAUGCACUUAAUACAAUGUGAUCAGAGAGUUGGUAGAAGCAAUUUUAAUAAGCUUCUUGUUAGAUGCCAUAAAACCAAACUCUCAGAACUGACCACGUUUGCCAGGAAACAUUCUCCAGGAAGAGGGGCAGUUGUGCUCUUAACUCCAAGACUUAGUUGAAGUCAUGAUUUUUAUUUUUUUAAAGUGGGCAAAAUACAUAAAGUAGAUUUUAUGUUUACAAGGGCAUCACUACCUCCCACCUUUAGUUAUACAGAGUUAUUCAGUGACUUCAAAAACUGUCUUUAUUGUAUUACAGUGCUGAAAUCUAUUAAUUUCUAUUUAACUCUAUAAAAAAAAGUCAGUAAAGGCUGAUUUGCAGUCUAUACAUCUUUCAAAUUCACUGCUGUUGUUAAUGCAAGAGUUAUACAAUGGUAUAAUCAGGUGUGUUGUUUGAGUUUGUCCAUAUCGUUUUUAUAAUUUUGGGGUUUUACAGAGCUUUGUGGGUCACAUUCUAUGAUUCUAUGUUUCUCCAUUUUGAUCAGAAAGCCAGAGGCCAGAAAUGAAAACAGUUCAUAGAUUUGAAUAUUGCUAUUGCCCAAGUACCAAUGUUCUGUUCAAGAAAGAUCAGAUCAAUAACCUGAAUUAUAUUCAAGGAAUAAUGUCUAUGUAAUCUAUACAAGCAUCCAAAGUGACAGUUUUACAAAUGUCAAGUUCAAAGCAAUUCUGAAACAGAUUUCUUUGUAGAGAAUUAGAAAUGAAGCCUCUUCACUUAGAAAAGCUAUUGAAGGAGCCUAAUGACUUGGUUGACUUUGUGGAAUCAUUAAUGCAUCCAAAGUCCAAUCUAAUUUAUGUUAAAAAUAUUCAUUAGCGAUGGAUCAUACACUUGCUAGGAGUUAGGGAGUAGGUUGCAGAUGCCCUUGGCUAUCUGGUAUUCUGCAGUCACUAGGGCUGUUGUAUUGAAUUUGGGAAGGCUGAGAGAAUAAUGGCUGCAUGUUCCCUAUCACUUGUCUAGUUGCAUUUCAUAGGCACUGCAUGAUGAAAUGGAGAUGUAAGUGGCUUACUUCUAUGAUCUGCCAGAUUAGCAAACAUGCAUUUACCCAUUGGGUGAUUUGAAGAGGCGUGGGGAUUAAGUCUUGCUGUCUGGGUAAUGAAAAUUCACAUUUUGUCAUUCUUCCGGUACUGCUUCACAGCUACUGUAGACUGACCAUAGAACAUAGCAAAUUAAGCAUUGAAUCACUAUUGUGUUGUCAGUCUCUCUCUUUCUGUUAUCUUUUUAUGUAGCAGUCAGCAAUCAUGUAAAGGCCAAUAAGUUUUCCAAGGUUGUAAUUGCAAAGCACUAAAACACAUGUUGGAAUGAGUUUUGGUGUCUUUUAUUAAAUAAAAUCCAACACUUACAAAGAACUGUGCUGAACUGUAUCUGACUUGAAGAUUUUUAUAUAAUGAGUUUUCCAUAAUAUCUGGGGAAGUGUCUUAAAAAUAUUGAAUGCCAAAGUCAGGUUGAAUUAAUGUCUGCUUUGGCUGUUAAAUCAGCUGUUUCACAUCCUGAGUUUUCACCCUAAUUUCUUCUCUCCUCCUCGGUCUGAUUUCUACCAACUGCCCGCCACCCCCCAAAAAAACAGCAAACACCACAACUCUGGAGGAGAGGGGAGGAAUAAUUCUUGGAACACAAAUUAAAGAAAGAUUUCUGAAAAAGGCUGGCAGUGGGAAGGGGAAGUGUUGCAAAAUUUGAUUCAUUGUAAUGGUUGGAUUUCUGAAGAGCUGUUGACAGUUUUAAAACAGAUGAACUUUGCAGAGUGACUUAAAUUAACAUCUGAUUCUCUGUGUAGUAUCAGUUGAGAAUGCCCUUGAAAAUAAACUUCCUAAAAGAUCCACACUCGGUUGAUUGCAAAUCUUCUUUGGUAGUAUGUUAACGUUUCCAGGGUUUCGAAUAUGGGAUUCAUGUACAUAGUAGCAGCCACUAGCACUGUGGCUUUUGGUCCCUGAAGUAAGUUGUGUAAUGAAUUUUACAUGGACCGUGUAGUUUCACAGAACCCUCAUCCUGUCCUGAUCUUUGUAGUGGGGUGUUAGUUGAAUGUAUUACUAAGGAAAAAAUUGGGUGACCUCUGCCCACCCCCACAAAAGGAAAAAAAUCCAAGUCUUCCCUCUAACUUGGGGUUGGGAUCCAGUACUUUUGUGGAGAAGAGAGCAAGAUGAUCAAUAUAUUUCAGUGCUGACAUGGGCCCUCAGGUUCACAAUGAACUCAAACUAUGCAAAUUGCUUUUCUCCCCCAGUCUACUGAAAAUUUGAAAACAAAAAAUCUCAUUGAAUAUAGAUUUGUCAAGUGGUUUAAUAAUCUCAAAAUUAGGCUUUGUAUUUCAACAGAACUAUAAAUUUUGUGUUGAUUCUUAUUUUUGUAUUAUAGAUUUGAAACUUUUAUUGUGGUGCAAAUGGCUAGCUGAUUUGAAUUGUAGAUUAGAAAAAACAUUUUGUAAACUGCUUCCUUUUCUCUCCCAGUUCCACAUCCCUUUUGGAGGUUUAUUUGAUAGAUUUUUUUGGAUUCUUUAAAAUUUGUAACUCAUAUUUGUGGGGAAAUGGAGAUAAUUAUCAAUUUGUUUUUUUUAUGGGAGCUGUCAAACUUUUAUGAAUGUGGAGUCUUUAUAGGCUUUAUGGGUCUGUAAAUGUAGCUGUGGAUACUGCCAUUAAUGUUUAUUUGAGUUUGUUAACAAAAUGUGUAAAGAGGUAUUGAUUGGUGUAAGCCUAUUUGUAGUUCUCAGGCAGCUUGCUGCCAAUGCUGUGAUGUUGAUGUAGCGCUGAUGUUUGUGAAGCAGAAUUAAUAUGAGUUGGAUCCCUGUGGAGGCUGUCGGCCAUGAACACCAAUCCUGUGUAGAAAGAGCCAUUCCACCAUGACUGGCUUGAAUAGUUUACAGCUGCGUUCACAUUUCAGCUGCAUCAUUGUUUCAGGGCUGAUAGCUAAAUCUGCACACUGAUUCUAAACCAUUCUACAAUUGGGUAAGAGUUUUCUCAGGAAUUACAUUAUAACUUCAAAACUGUCUUGCACCAAUGUUGUAGUGUAAUAUUGGAGCCUUAAAUAAUGGAUUUGGGUCUUUAGGAAACAAACGUUUAAAACAGCAAUUUUCAAAAUAUUAAGAGAUCAAUCAAUUGGGUUUGUGAUCUAAAUAUUGCAAUCUAUGGGGAGUUCUGUGCAUAUUUGUUUAUUCCCUGUGAUACUCAUGGCAUGUACUACAGUGGCUGAAUUAUCAUUGAUGUGGAUAUGCUGGUGUUGGACUGGGGAGGACAAAGUCAGAAGUCACACAACACCAGGUUAUAGUCCAACAGGUUUAUUUGAAAUCACAAGCUUUCAAAGCGCUGCUCCUUUGUUAGGUGAAGCCAGUUCACCUGUUGGACUAUAACCUGGUGUCGUGUGACUUCUGACUAAAUUAUCAAUGUAGAUGAGCUUCAGAUUUUACCUGCAGUUUCUCUAGGAACAAUGUAAAGCAAAUGAUUUGAAUUUGUCUUAACUUAUGGUAGUUGUUGAUUGUUCUAAUGGUGAUCAGUUAAUCAGUUAGUGACCAGUUCAUGUCCCCAGCUCAUUGCCAACACCCCCCACCCCCCCAAUCUCUGCUGGAAACCAAAGGCAAGUAAGUGGAGAGCAUAUAAUUGGACUUUAUGCUGUCACAGAUUCACUCCUAUUCGGCAUUCCCACCGCAACACUUUUAAGGAUAUUGAGGUUACUUGUAACUAAGUUAAUACAAGUGGGGAAUUGAAGUUUGGAAACUCUUGUUAUGUGGGGCUCAGUACCAUACUAUGCUGUAGACUUACCCACUGAGCCAUUGGAGAAUCUUUUUCUUUUUAGAUUGCCCUCGUGUUUUUAAAGAUAAUUUGGGAACAAUCUAUUAUUGCAUGAACCUUCUCACAUUUUGAGGCAUGUAACUGAAGCCUUCCAGAUUUAUUUGUCAUUACAGUAUUAAUCUUUGAUUCAUAUAAGUUUUUAUUAGCAAGUAACUUAAUCAACUAAUUGUCUAAUAUUAAUUUGAAGAGAUGAUAUGCUGGAUUGUCUGCCCAAGUGUGCUGUGCACAGAGCUUAACCAUAAGUUCGUGCCCUUGAUUAACAAGUUCUGAAGGUCCACUUAAAGCCCUGGUACAAUUCAACAGAAGGACAACCAGGCCACUAGUCAUCCUAAACUGCUACUUGUAUGUACAUCCAAAGGUAGAUUUUCUUGCUGAUAUGAAAAUACAGAGCAGUGAAAAAGAGGAAUUCCCCACUUUACAAGGAAAAAAAGUUCAUUUUAUCAUCUAGGCAAAGCAAUGAGUUCGAAAAAUUAAGUACUGUUGAGGUGUGUUGACUGCUUUGAAUGUUCAGUACAAAGAUGUUCUCUUAUCUCUAACAUUUUUUUUGGAAGAAUUUAUGGAAGAGUGACAGGCUAUAGCUGCCUUCGGUGGAGCAUUAUUAUGCCUUACUCCAUAUUAUCUAAAUCUUUAUAAUCUUUCUUUGCAUAAACUUUGGUAGUAAAAUCAUAAUUCUGUUGCGCAACCAUGCAGAAAAUGCAAAUGCUGGAAACUUGGAAUAAAAAUAUCCAGAAAGGCACAAAUCAGUCACCUUAUAAGGAACUGAUAUUUUGAAGAACGAUCCUGUCCAAAGUGUUAAUUGAUUUUUUUUUUAUUUUUGUACUUUAUUCCAUGUGAUUGCAAAUUUUAAGGCUGCUUCAAUAAAAGGGAAGACUCCUGAUAAUCCUUUUAACUGUUUCUUCAUUUGAAAUCUUUAUUUUCCUCUGCUUUCAAUCAAAGGAAAACAAUGCAAUGGAUUACAAGGGACUGGAUGGUGGUUGAUAUCACUGUUUGUGUUGUAUAUGAAUGUUUUAUAGUGCAUACAAACAUCAGGGAAUUUCUAACAUCAAUGACCUUCAUAUUUCUCUUGUUCUACGUUCGUAUUGUAACCAACCUCUGUAUAGUUUAGAGUUGUAUUGAUCAUUCAAUCGGAUGGCUUAUUUUCCUAAUAGGAUAAAUGAAGGACGAUAAUUAAUCUGUCAAAAAUCAUCACAAAUGCUUAAAACACAAAGCAGACUUGAGAACAGUUGAAUGUUUUAUUGUAUAACCAAUGUCGACAUUGAUUUUCGAAUUGUACCAUUAAGUUACCAGCAUGUAAAGUUUAAAACAAUUACUUAUGUAAAUUUUGACAAUGGAACCUUCAAAACCCAGGUUGUUAGAUAGCUGUGGCUUGGUUGUGAACUGAUACGGGGUUUGAACAGGUAUACUGUAGUUGGGAUGAUAUCCGGGCUCCGUAAGUGAAAGACUGUUUAGAAAACUUGGAAAGCUGCAAUUGACAAUGCUGUUGGAAACCUGUGCCCAUUUGCAUGGUUAUGCCAAUAUUUUGGAUUUGCUUCAAUCAUAUUCAUGUGGCAUGUAGAAAUUGCCAAAUUUCUACAGACCAGUGAAAAUGCAAAUGAGAAGACUCUAACUAAAGUAUGCCAGUUGAUGUAAACAGCCUCAAGAAGAUUAAAUGUGAUAUUAACUUCUGAAUGUAUUAUGACCAAAUUCAUUUGAAACCACUUACCACCCAGUUAUUACUUUUAUUUUCUUAUUACUAUCCCAGUACCAAUCCCUACAAAGUGGUGGGUCACAUUUUGGGAUUCAUGCAUAUGUCAGGUUGUAAAGCAGAAGGUUGCAAUAUGGAUUAAUGCCAAUGGAAUGAGUAAAAUAUGAAGUCAAAGCAGAUUUUUUUGAAAAAAAUGUCCCCAGAAGUGAUACAGCUGUAGAUGCAGUAAAUUAUGUUGCCCAACAGCGUGCAAGCAAAUUGAAUUUAAUGCAUCUCAAGUACCAGGGGAGCUGCAUUUUAUUACCUUUAGCUACUCAUAGAUCUGGGAGUAUGUCCAGAACCCAUGUCUUAUUGGUUAAUGGAAUUCACCUGGAGGUGGGUACAAUUGUGUCUACUAAAUGUUUUUACAGUGCUCUAAGAACAAUUUUGAACUUGUUAAAUAUGCUAAUGGCAGGAUAUCACAGCUGUCCUUUUAGGUUGCUGUGUUUGGGGUGUCUCACUAGGCAUUUUGAAGUUUACUAUAAUAUAAUUGGAACUUUGACAUUAAGGGAAACGUAGUUUUAGUUGAAACAAGCAGGGUUGUCCAUACAGUUGGCCAAGUGUAACGAGUAAGUUGUUCAGUUCUAUAAAAUACUCAACACAAAUUGAGGUUAAUUUUCGUCCCAACUCUUGCAUUCCAACUGAAAGAUAAAAGCACAAAAAUCUCAACACCUUAUAUGGUAUAAUGUUGUAUCUGGCCUUGGCUGACUUUUCCCUUACUCAAAGACCAAUAUUUGGCAUGUGCUUUACUACUAGAGAAUUAGAUAUGACUCAUUAUGCCAAUAGGACUACAUGAUUUAGUUGCCUGAGUGAAAAUGGUGUGAAGCUACUUUUUUCCCCUCACUAAUCAUCUUGUACUUAAUCAGCUGUAUUACUGAAAUAAAAUUUGAUCAAUGAAUGAA
This is a messenger RNA of Rhincodon typus (whale shark), 11044 nucleotides long. RefSeq names its product ribosomal protein S6 kinase beta-1-like. The transcript is spliced from 15 exons. The record is from RefSeq and is a predicted model, not a curated record. The coding region runs from base 174 to 1688 and encodes 504 amino acids. Gene Ontology annotation, molecular function: ATP binding; protein serine/threonine kinase activity. Gene Ontology annotation, biological process: protein phosphorylation; signal transduction. NCBI's taxonomy places the organism in Eukaryota, Metazoa, Chordata, Chondrichthyes, Orectolobiformes, Rhincodontidae.